Thunnus maccoyii (southern bluefin tuna) is the source of this 994-nucleotide messenger RNA. RefSeq lists its product as uncharacterized. The transcript has 2 exons. Bases 84 to 983 code for a protein of 299 amino acids. NCBI's taxonomy places the organism in Eukaryota, Metazoa, Chordata, Actinopteri, Scombriformes, Scombridae. The record is from RefSeq and is a predicted model, not a curated record.
AAGGAAACGGUAACCAAAGGGGAGAUAAACCUGCUCUCACACGAACACACAGAGAUCAGACGGCAGACGACUAACGUAGGGUGAUGAAGAUGUCAGGGAGAGUUGUGAGUUGCUGUGUAGCAUUGUUUCUUGUCCUCACCUCUGUGUCAGCUGUGCAAAAGCUCAAUUCGAUCGAUGAUUUGAAAAAGAUCAACUUUGGCUGGUCUGUGCCCAAGCACAGUCUUGUGCUGCUCCACUGGUUUGCAAACAGAGUCGACAUUAACAAUAACGAUGUCAUACGGCUGACUUUUAAUCCAAAUGGAGAUUAUGGCUCACAUCAUUACGGGAACUUUGAGGGGCUGUUGGAUCCACUGCCUCCAGGAAGAUACCGCUACUACACUCUUGGCAAUCUCUACCAAGACACAUCUGAACCACUUCCACGUUAUGUUAUCCAACCCCCAACAGAGGAGUAUGCGAGAACAAAUGUGGACCGGAUCAUAUUCAGAGUCAGGGAGCACAACACAGCUUGGCAGACAAUAGAUCAAGUGUAUAUCACACAGCAUUAUGGAACUUCAUAUGCAGAGACAAGAUAUGAUCCAGCAUAUACCUACCAGAUCAGUACAAACCUCUUAAGACAGAUUAGAGAAUUUUCUGUAGAAGAAAACCAAAGGAACUCACUGACAGAGCUCAGAGAUCACUUCAGGACUAACGCUGAUGAUUCCCAGUUAAGGCACCUCAGAAACAUAUGGGGUAACCUUGCGUGCCUUGGACUGCUGUUGUAUAUUGUGACCCAGGACAAACGCCCCUCUAACCAACACUACUGCAGACCUCAGCAUGCGGCGAGAAGAAACCCACAACCUGAUUUCUUCUACAACACUCCAGAAAACAGACAAUAUCAUAGGAAUAGUAAUGAUGAUGAUUGUUGCCAGAGCUGUUUAUCUAUUGUUCUUGUUUUUAUUUUCCUUCUUGCUUUUUUUUCCUUUUUACAUAUAAACGGAAAGUAGAUGACUGGAAA